AUGCCGUAUGUUAAGCAUCAGCGCGACCGCGAUGCUGCUUCCAGGUUCAAACGCCGAGAACUCGGAGUUACCUGGAAAAACUUGUGUGUGGAGGUUGUCAGUACGGCGGAGGCUGCCGUGAAUGAGAAUGCCUUAUCACAAUUCAACAUCCAUCAGCACGUGAAGGGCUCAUGCGACAAACCAGCAAUGCGAUCAGUCCUUCAAAACAGCCACGGCUGUGUCAAGCCGGGCGAAAUGCUGUUGGUCCUAGGACGACCCGGCUCGGGUUGUACCACCCUCCUCCGAAUGCUUUCCAAUCACCGACGGGGCUAUAAAUCCAUCAACGGGGAUGUUCGCUUUGGUUCGUUAACCCAUGACGAAGCCGCGCAGUAUAGAGGCCAGAUUGUCAUGAACACGGAAGAGGAACUAUUCUUUCCCACCCUGACUGUCGGCCAGACAAUGGAUUUUGCCACUCAACUCAAGAUACCCUUCCAUCUACCGGAUGGGAUCGAGUCAGCCGAGGAGUAUCGCCAGGAUAUGAUGCAGUUCCUCCUUGAAUCAAUGGGCAUCUCUCAUACCUACGAUACCAAGGUAGGCAAUGAAUAUGUGCGCGGAGUGUCGGGUGGGGAGCGGAAACGGAUCUCUAUCAUUGAAUGCUUGGCCACGCGAGGCUCUGUCUUUUGCUGGGAUAACAGCACCAGAGGCUUGGAUGCCAGCACCGCACUAGAAUGGACGAAAGCAAUUCGCGCCAUGACUGAUAUCCUGGGUUUAUCCAUGAUUGUCACACUGUACCAAGCAGGCAACGGAAUUUAUGAUCUGUUUGAUAAGGUGCUUGUGCUGGAUGAGGGAAAACAAAUUUACUACGGGCCCACGUCCCAAGCCCGCUCUUUAAUGGAGAAUUUGGGAUUCCUCUGUCACGAAGGCUCAAACGUGGCGGACUUCCUCUCUGGAAUCACAGUACCGACUGAACGACAAAUUCGACCGGGCUAUGAGCAGCGUUUCCCCCGAAAUGCGGAUAUGGUCCGCAUAGAAUACGAAAAGACCCCUAUCCACGAGCAAAUGAUGGCAGAGUAUGACUAUCCGGACACAGCCUCUGCACGCGAACGCACUGAAGACUUCAAGGCCGCUAUCGCCCAUGAAAAGCAUAAGCAUCUACCCCAGAACAGCCCAUUGACCACCCAUUUCUUGCACCAAGUGAAGACCUGUAUCAUCCGGCAAUACCAGAUUCUCUGGGGAGACAAAGCAACAGUCAUCAUGAAACAGAUCUCCACACUGGUACAGUCCUUGCUUGUAGGGUCUCUAUUCUAUAACGCCGCGGACGAUUCAAGUGGUCUGUUCAUCAAAUCUGGUGCGCUGUUUUUCUCUGUUCUGUAUCACAGCCUGCUGGCCAUGUCCGAAGUUACCGCUUCAUUCAGUGGCCGGCCCGUUUUGAUCAAACACAAAGGCUUUGCCUUCUUUCAUCCUGCCGCAUUCUGCAUUGCCCAAAUUGCUGCCGAUAUACCUGUCUUGCUCGUGCAGAUAUCCUUAUUCUCCCUGGUUUUGUACUUCAUGGUGGGAUUGACCAUGUCAGCGUCCGCAUUCUUCACCUACUGGGUGGUUGUCUUUUCUUCCACCAUUUGUAUGACGGCUUUAUUUCGGGCGAUCGGCGCGGUCUUUAAGACUUUUGACGGGGCAUCCAAGGUGUCCGGAUUCCUCAUUUCGGCACUUAUCAUAUAUAUCGGUUACAUGAUUCACCAGCCGCAGAUGCAUCCAUGGCUCGCUUGGAUCCACUGGAUCGAUCCCUUAUCAUAUGCUUUCGAAUCCUUGCUCGCCAAUGAGUUUCACCAGAAAAUAAUUCCAUGCGUGGGCAACAAUCUCGUGCCCUCAGGGCCUGGCUAUCGCGAUUCCCAGCACCAGUCUUGUUCUGGCGUUGGGGGUGCAGUCCAGGGAAGCACUUUUGUAACGGGCGAUCAGUACUUGGGUUCAUUGUCAUACAGCCAUGCGCAUGUCUGGCGUAAUUUUGGCAUUCUCUGGGCAUGGUGGGCAUUAUACGUCGUUGUUACAAUCAUCGCAACAUCCCGGUGGCAAUCGCCAUCUGAGAGUGGCAGUUGCCUACUCAUCCCGCGCGAGAGACUGUCGCGGGACCGGCAAGUGCCUCAUCAAGAUGAGGAAUCCCAAGUCCCAGAAAAAGAUGGGCGGUCGGUCUCAGACAGUAACUUUCAGGCAUCCGACGAAGUCGACAAGCAGUUAAUCCGGAAUACCUCAGUGUUCACCUGGCAGAAUCUGAGUUACACGGUCAAAACACCUUCUGGGGACCAGGUAUUACUAGACAAUGUACAUGGUUGGGUGAAGCCUGGAAUGCUUGGAGCCUUGAUGGGCUCAUCAGGUGCUGGAAAGACAACUCUAUUAGAUGUAUUGGCUCAGCGAAAGACCGAAGGCACGAUUCAGGGAUGCAUCAUGGUGGAUGGGCGCCCAUUGCCGGUUUCCUUCCAGCGGUCAACUGGGUAUUGUGAGCAGUUAGACGUCCAUGAACCAUUUGCAACUGUACAUGAAGCUCUAGCGUUCUCUGCUCUGCUUCGUCAACCACGCCAUGUCCCUCGUGAUGAGAAGCUGAAGUAUGUUGACACCAUCAUUGACCUGUUAGAGUUGCAUGACAUUAAAGACACAUUAAUCGGCCGCGUUGGCGCUGGAUUGAGCGUGGAACAGCGAAAACGGGUCACCAUUGGGGUGGAGCUUGUCUCAAAACCAAGUAUCUUGAUCUUUCUAGAUGAACCAACAUCUGGUCUAGAUGGUCAAUCUGCCUUUAACACUGUCCGUUUCCUUCGGAAGCUGGCAAAUGUGGGACAGGCUGUGCUGGUGACCAUUCACCAGCCAUCUGCACAGCUGUUUGCUGAAUUUGAUACACUAUUGCUUCUGGCCAAGGGCGGAAAAACAGUUUAUUUUGGGGACAUUGGUGACAAUGGGCAAACUGUCAAAGAGUACUUCGCUCGGUACAAUGCUUCAUGUCCUCCUAACGCUAACCCUGCUGAACACAUGGUUGAUGUGGUAUCAGGUCAUCUUUCCCAGGGCCGCGACUGGAGCCAGGUAUGGCGUGAAUCUCCUGAACAUGAGCGCAUGAUAAAGGAGCUCGACGACACCAUCCACAAUGCAGCAUCCAAACCCCCGGGAAGUCAUGAUGAUCAUGAGAGUGAAUUUGCCAUGCCACUUUGGGAACAGACAAAGAUUGUUACUGCGCGAAUGUGCAUUGCAUUGUAUCGAAAUACACAAUACAUCAACAGCAAAUUUCUCUUGCAUAUCAGUUCUGCCCUAUUCAAUGGCUUUACAUUUUGGAUGAUAGGAAACAGCAUCGCUGGGCUGGAACUGCGUCUGUUUACCAUUUUCCAGUUCAUUUUCGUGGCCCCGGGAGUGAUAAACCAGUUGCAGCCACUUUUCCUAGAGCGCCGAGACAUUUAUGAAGCCCGUGAAAAGAAGUCCAAAAUGUACUCGUGGGUAGCCUUUGUGACGGCUUUGAUCGUCUCGGAGUUGCCUUACCUCUGCAUUUGCGCUGUGUUGUACUUUGUGUGUUGGUAUUAUACAGUCGGUUUCCCUAACGAUGCGAAUACAGCCGGGGCAACCUUUUUCGUGAUGUUGAUGUAUGAGUUUGUCUACACUGGGAUUGGGCAGUUUAUUGCGGCCUACACCCCCAAUGCCACUUUUGCGUCUCUGGUAAAUCCCUUGGUUAUCGGUACUCUGUCCUCGUUUAGCGGUGUUUAUGUGCCAUACUCGGAAAUCGUCGUGUUCUGGCGGUACUGGCUCUACUAUAUCAACCCGUUCAAGUACCUUAUGGGGAGCUUGCUGGUCUUUAACGUCUGGGAUGUGGAGGUUCACUGUACUGACAAUGAGUUCGCAGCGUUCAACCCACCUAACGAAUCCACUUGUGGCCAGUAUCUUUCCUCCUAUAUGGAAGGCCCGGGAUCCCGGAUGGACUUGACCAAUCCGGAGGCCACCUCAGACUGUCGAGUGUGUCAAUAUCGGAUGGGAAGUGAUUAUCUUUAUACCCUCAAUCUCAAGGCAUAUUAUUAUGGGUGGCGCGACGCCGCGAUUGUGGCGCUUUUUGCCAUCAGCUCUUAUGCACUUGUUUAUUUCUUGAUGAAACUGCGCACUAAGGCUUCGAAGAAAGCUGAGUGA
This is a messenger RNA of Aspergillus glaucus CBS 516.65, 4125 nucleotides long. RefSeq lists its product as uncharacterized. Gene Ontology annotation, molecular function: ATP binding; ATP hydrolysis activity; ABC-type transporter activity. Lineage: Eukaryota; Fungi; Ascomycota; Eurotiomycetes; Eurotiales; Aspergillaceae. The transcript is spliced from 2 exons. Gene Ontology annotation, cellular component: membrane. The record is from RefSeq and is a predicted model, not a curated record. The coding region runs from base 1 to 4125 and encodes 1374 amino acids. Gene Ontology annotation, biological process: transmembrane transport.